Nasonia vitripennis (jewel wasp) is the source of this 1959-nucleotide messenger RNA. RefSeq lists its product as uncharacterized. NCBI's taxonomy places the organism in Eukaryota, Metazoa, Arthropoda, Insecta, Hymenoptera, Pteromalidae. The transcript has 4 exons. The coding region runs from base 1247 to 1828 and encodes 193 amino acids. The record is from RefSeq and is a predicted model, not a curated record.
UAUGAAAAUCAUCAAAAUCGGUGAGUUCGGGUUGGGUACCUUUCCUUGUGAGUUCAACUCGUGUCUGAGGUAGAAAUAUGACUAAGUCCAAAAACUUGGCGAACGCCCUGAGUCCGGUUACAGAAAAAUAGUUUAAGUCGCGAGACGGACAGAGCUUCCCCCUACCAGUAAAAGCUCCGGGUUACGAAAGGUACUCCUCCUUGCUCUCUAUUGGUAUUUAUAGGGAUGAGGGUAAUGCAUAAGCAUAGGGAAGGUUCUGGCCAAUCAGGAUUUAAGGAGGGUGUAUGUCUCAGCGGGGGUGGCUCCCCUUUUAUUACUCAUGUUCCUUAGUACGUGUCCCCUAGCCUGGCCGGCUGUAAUAGUUUUCUUUAUUGUAAUUUCCCUCAUUGUCGUAUCGAUUUCCGCUUAUUUGGGUCGUUCGGCUGAGAUUUAUAGUUUCCUUAUUGUUUGGUAGAUCUGGGGUGUCUCCUCCUGUUUGACCUGGUUUAUUCAGGAUCGACGCCCUUUCAUCUGCCGUCGCGCGUGUUAGUGGCUUGGCUGUUGUGUCGUGCUCUGCGUUGCCGACUGUUGCUGGUUUGUUGGUCUCCGUUAUGCCUGCCGUGGAACAGUUCCAUUUACCGUGGUGAGGUACUCCUUUGGUCGAGCGUGGUAUUCGCGUGAGUAUUGACCGGCCAGUCCAGAUCAUAGUAAGCUGACGUAACACUCCCCCUCCUGAUUGUUUUUCAGCGUAGGACGCUGAAUUUUAAAUCUUGCUAAAUCGGGAUAAGAAAGUUUUUUUGUUUAAGGAUAGAGAGCGGGAAGGCGGUAAGUUUAUAUAUUGUAAAAAUUGUCAUUCGCCGCGUUUUUGGGUUCUUUUUUGUUUAUAAUGAGUGAUUCUUGAGUCGCAGUAGCCUGGAUUUCGGAGUCCGAGGUCCGUUCGGCUUGUUGAUGGUAGUCCUACGUGGUUGGUCCCAUCGCCGCAGGGUCUCUCCCCUUCCGAUUUUUAGUCGUUGUGGUGGGCGUACCUCCUUGUUUUUCUUCUUGACCGUGGGGUUUUCCCCUAAUUGGUUCUUUUUUGCGGGGGUGAAUCCCUUCCUUUGGGUCUAUUCGGAAAAUUUGUCGCCCGAUUGGUUUCUCACUUUUCCUCGCCCCCUCGGUCCUUCUCGGGGUUCGCCUACCUGUGUCCCUUUAAAAAGGCCCCCGGACUGCUCAUUCCGCAUUCAGUUUCUCUCCUUCUGCUCCUCCGUGAUCUUCCUACCUGUUCGAGAUGUUCGCCUCAGUAGUGCUUUGUGCUGGUGUCCUGGUUCGGUUUGCGCGGGCCGUUAUCUCUACUCUGGCUCCGAUCUUUGAUCCAGUGGUUCGUGUCCUUAGUUGGCAUCGUCCUGCCUGGGUCCCCUCGAAGCCUGUAGGUUGGGCCGACCGUCAGGUCCCUGUUACACCACCGCCCUCUCCGGCUUCUGAUUUUGAGGACUUCCCGGAGGAAGAGUCCCCUUUGUUCACUCUACCUUGCCAUACCCAGACUCCCUGGUGGAUUGACAUCGGGUCUUUUUGCUUCUUAUGCCGUCAGCCGCGCCACACUCCUCCGACCAUCGAGCUGGAGUACUACCGUGAUUAUGACAGGUUCGUCUUUGAUUCCCGGUCCCCUGUUGUUCGGGACUCCUUCCCUGACUCCUGGAUUGACUGUCACCACGAGUCCUGGGAGGAUCAUGCGGCCUGGAGGAUCUGCUCGAUCUGCCGUUGCCGCCUUGAUCAUCCACCCGACAUGAUGCGUCUCCAGGGCAAGGGCAAUUGGAUCCGCAUUCCCGGUCACAAGUGCUGUCCAGCGAUGAGCGAUGCCGACUUGUUUUGAGAUUGUUGUAAUUGCGUUCUGCGUGUGAUAAUAAUGUAUUUUGUACUGCGUGCUUUUUUAUAUUUUCGUAAGGGUACUCCUGCCCGUUGAUGUAUAAAUAAAAUAAAUAAAUAUAUAUUUAUAGUAAAGGA